GUGAUGAGCAGCAACAGCGGCCAAUCAGAACUCCCCGAGCAGCGUCCGGUUUCCUCUCCGAGUAUAGACGGCAAGGCGGAGGUAGGGGGAGUGGGGGUCAAAGAUACGCAGAGAAACGGGCUGCUGGUGGCGAAGAUGGCGGAUGGGGACAGUGGCAGUGAGCGCGGUGGUGGUGGAGGCAGCGGCGGAGGCAGCGGCGGAGGGGGAGGAGGCGGUAGUUUCCAGCACUACCAGCGGGAACCGGAGACCCAGGAGCUGGCCUCGAAGCGGUUGGACAUUCAGAACAAACGCUUCUACCUUGACGUGAAGCAGAACGCCAAAGGCCGGUUCAUCAAAAUCGCCGAGGUCGGCGCCGGGGGUUCGAAAAGUCGGCUGACCCUCUCUAUGUCAGUUGCGGCAGAGUUCCGAGACUACCUGGGAGAUUUCAUAGAGCACUACGCACAGCUUGGGCCUAGCACCCCGGAGCAGAUCGCUCAAUCAUCCAGUGGGGAUGACACCGGGCCUAGACGGGCCUUGAAGAGCGAGUUCCUGGUGCGUGAGAACAGAAAAUACUACCUCGACCUAAAGGAGAACCAGCGGGGUCGCUUUCUCCGGAUCCGACAGACCGUCAACCGAGGUCCCGGCUUCGGAGUCGGAGUGGGUGGCAUCCCCGGUGCCGGCCUUCAGUCCGGUCAAACCAUCGCACUCCCGGCGCAAGGUUUAAUAGAGUUCCGCGAUGCUUUGGCCAAGUUGAUAGACGACUAUGGGGGGGAUGAGGAGGACCUGGCCGGCGGCGGAGGCGCAGGCGGCUACAGCGAGCUCCCGGAGGGCACUUCCUUCAUGGUGGACUCCAAGCGCUUCUUCUUUGACGUGGGAUCCAACAAGUACGGAGUGUUCUUGCGGGUGAGCGAAGUGAAGCCGAGUUAUAGGAACUCUAUAACGAUCCCAUUCAAGGCGUGGAGCAAGUUCGGGGGAGCUUUCAGCCGCUACGCCGAGGAGAUGAAAGAGAUCCAGGAGAGGCACCGGGAUAAGAUGUACGAGAGGAGAGCCGCAGACGAGUCCGAGGGCGACGACGUGGACGAAGACUGAUGGAGCAGGGGCCACCUGUGAUGAAGCUGACAAAAUGAUGAGGCAAAGUCUGGGGAGAAACAAGAGAGACGAACGACUAUUCUGUGCAUGACGAAUCGAACUUUAACAGCUAAAACAAUGGAGUAAAAAAAAAAAAAAAGUAUAUUUGACUGAGAAAUUACUGUCUAUAUAAGAGAAUAUGUCCUAAAGUUUAGGUGGAUGUUAUAGAUAAAUGAGUGCAGACUGCAUUAGUCAGCUCCUGUAUGAGGUUUCCCCAUUGAUAAAACAUUAUAUGAACAUUUAUAUAUAUAUAUAUCUAUAUAUCUAGAGAUUGUCCAUUUGAAAAAUCUCACAUGUGUAGCCCAGCAAUUUAAGUUUGACAGUGCUGAAGACACAGCAGCAGGGCGCUAUGCCAGUUUCACUUCCGUGUUGAUAUCCAAUGGAAAGAGCUCACCUGGCUCUGACCUAUAGUCUGUGUGGUUAUAAUUAGGAAGUGUGUGACAACCUCAAACCAGCAGGUGUGGGAGUGGGAGUAAGACGGAGUGUGUCUGCAUCACUCGCCAUUGGCUGUGUGUUUUUGUCUGAAGUGACCUGUAAUGAUUGACUUGCUCAGACAGACCCACAACACCCAGAGGCACAGCGUCAGCUAAAGGGUGGCAUCCUUGGCAUCACACGACAACCUCUCAGGCCAGCGAGUUCCCAUUAAGAUCAUCUGUUACAAGCACACAACUCAUUUGGAUUCCCUGGACAAUCCAAAUGAAUCCAAAUGACCUCCCUCCUCCUCCUACUCCUCCCUCUUACCCUCAUUCUCUCCCUGCUGGGCAUCCUUCAGGUGCUGAGCAUCUGCUCCAAUAGCUGAAUGGUGGUGAGACCUACUCACACGUGGCUUGUUGUGUCUCAGGGCUGGCAAGUCCUUUCUGUAUUUUUUUGGGGGGGUAUAUCAGCAUUACCUGUGCCUGUGCAUCAUCCUCAAGAUGUACCCGGGCGCAGAUCUGGUCAACCAGUUGCUGCAGUUGAGACGUCUGUGGCAACUGAUGAUGUUUCAUACGAUGUAGGGCCACAUUUGGCGCUCAGGCCUUUAGCUCUGGUCAUGUAUUUUCGAUUUAAAGCUUAAUAUUGCAGGGCUUGAGAUACGGUCUCAAGGGGAACUGACCUUGUUGACUUCUUUUAGGAUGCAUUAUUUGGAUCCUUUAAAUCAUGAACUCAAGACCAUUUAUGACUGAAGUAAUAUUCAGUCUGAUUGUAAGAAAAAUUAGGUGCUUUUUGAAAAAUAAAAACCCACACGUGGGGGUGCUGUACCUAAAAAGAAAAAAAACUAUAUACUCAAAGAGAUUUACUUACUAAAAAGAUCAAGUAUAGAAUUAUUUUUCAAAAGAGAUAUGUUACAUAUGUCUUGAGAAUAUGAGACAUUUAUAAGAUAAUGCUGCCUAAAGUGGCUUAUUUAAAACACUAAACUUGGAUGCAACUGUCCAGGGUGAUAUUUCAUACCUGCUUUUUUUCCUAACAUUUCUUUUAUUCCUUAAGAAAUUAAAAAAAUAAAAGAGCAUACAACGAAUUGAUGAUGCAGUAUGUAAUAGCAAUUUCUUGAGGCAACCUCAUUCUAGUUGUUUGUCGGCAAACACUCAGCACUCCAGUUCACUUUACCAAGCAUCAAGUUGUCUCCUUGUUUCAGUCCAACUGUUUUACCACGUAUUGUCAUGAAUUGGCGUUCCAUCAGUUGCCAUACGAUGCAAACACAAACCUGCAAUCAUCAACAUUUUGUCUUUUGUGCUUCUAUUUAAGAGAUGAUUAUUUUUUGCAUGCCUGCUCUUGUGCGGAGCUACCUUGUGUUCUUUUCUUUUGCAUACCCUGAUUGCUGUAUGAUGGUAUUUAUCAAAUAUAGAGAGCAGUUUCAAGUUUUAUUACCAUAUGGCAAAGGAGAAAUAAAAAGUUGAAAGUUUACUUUUCAGCCUAAUAAUAAUAAUGAUAAUAAUAAAAAAAAAAGCGCCACAACUUCCCGUGCUUUGGGGAAUUUCACUUUCAUUGUCCUACUUCAUUUGGUGUGUAAACCUCUCGUUGAAUUUUACUUUUUCCACUUCAACACAGCAGAGAAAUGCCAUAUUAAAGAACAACAAACAUCUGGGAGCAAUAGUUUUUUCUUUUCUACUGAUAUACUAUAUAUAAUAUUACACAUGAGAUUGAACUACAUCCUUCUUCCUGUACUGUGUUACGUGAAAUGGCAGCUGUUUCAGUCAUGUGUGUUCUGCUGUAAUAUUCUAUCAUAAUUUCAACGAGAAAUAAAGGUUUUUGCUCAGAAUAA
This is a messenger RNA of Solea solea (common sole), 3346 nucleotides long. RefSeq names its product transcriptional activator protein Pur-beta-like. Gene Ontology annotation, cellular component: nucleus. The transcript has a single exon. NCBI's taxonomy places the organism in Eukaryota, Metazoa, Chordata, Actinopteri, Pleuronectiformes, Soleidae. Bases 4 to 1068 code for a protein of 354 amino acids. Gene Ontology annotation, molecular function: RNA polymerase II transcription regulatory region sequence-specific DNA binding; DNA-binding transcription factor activity, RNA polymerase II-specific; purine-rich negative regulatory element binding. The record is from RefSeq and is a predicted model, not a curated record. Gene Ontology annotation, biological process: regulation of transcription by RNA polymerase II.